This is a messenger RNA of Annulohypoxylon maeteangense, 1119 nucleotides long. RefSeq lists its product as uncharacterized. The transcript has a single exon. The record is from RefSeq and is a predicted model, not a curated record. NCBI's taxonomy places the organism in Eukaryota, Fungi, Ascomycota, Sordariomycetes, Xylariales, Hypoxylaceae. Bases 212 to 1114 code for a protein of 300 amino acids.
UUCAAUUGUGGCUCAUACCUCGGGACAAGACUCAAUCGCGCUCUUCGCAGCUUCAAACACGUCGACCUGUUCAUCAACCUGUCAUAUUUAUAUUUCAUCAAUCACAGCAUAUUGCUGCCUGAUCGCCCUUUCUUUAUGGUGCCUCGGGGUACUUGAAAAGGGUUAACCUUCAAUUACAACCGUAUUCUUUUCUUAUUAUCAAGAUGUAGCGAUGGAUCUCCCCAAAUUAACACCGAGCAAAUCUAAAGCUCGCGACCCUCCUCGCCUAUUCCUACAUCCAUCCCCAGCAGCAUCACAUGUUUCGCUCUCGGGAAUGAUGGCCGCUGCGCCAGCCGCCCCGCCGGCAUCCGCUUCGGCCUCGAAUGUACGCGAGAACGCCAGCGCCGCAUCCACGACACAGUCUCAGGUGCCGCCGUCCCUGGCGCGAACGAAUUCGCUACUGAACGCACGAACCCGCGCCACCGUCUCGCGACUGCAUACCGCGGACUCCACUCGCACCGCCGAUAGAACCGACGCCUUGUGGGCCGAGAUGCAAGCGACGCUGGAAGAGGUUGAGCUAUCAGCGAGCGGGGGUACGCAUGUCUUCGGGCCAGAGCAUGACCGCAAGCUGGCCGAGCUGCGCGCUGCACAGAUCGGGCUGGCGCAGGCGUGGGCGCGCGGCGAGACCGAUGACACGAUUGAGAUAACGGCUACAACGACGAAGAACGAUGCGACGAACCUCAAGGGUGCUUUAGCCGAGAUGGGCAUAUCCGCUGCUGCCGGGGCGGGCCUCAGUACGACGAUAUCUGCUAGCGCUGGGAGGACGGCGGCGGCGGCGGCGGAAGGUACGGAAGGUGGGAAGAGCACUGCGGGAACCGGAAGCGUACAACGACCUGGUAGCAGUGGCACGGGCCGCGAGCGGUUAGGCACUAAGCUUGAGGAAGAGACAGAGAAGGAUAUACUUCUCGCGAGAAACAGAAGAGAAGCGAACGAUCGCUACUUUUCAAAGAUAGACCAGGGAGUCAGGGAUGUUGUCGAGAAAUUGGAGGAAGUGGCCAUUGCAAUGAAAGCUGUCGAAGAAGAGACAAGGAACAUUUGGGGCGAUAGCGCCAUGCCAGACAAUUUGCGAGUCUGACAGGA